Bombina bombina (fire-bellied toad) is the source of this 5057-nucleotide messenger RNA. It is a transcript of the gene GLI2, whose product is annotated as GLI family zinc finger 2. Gene Ontology annotation, cellular component: nucleus. Gene Ontology annotation, molecular function: RNA polymerase II cis-regulatory region sequence-specific DNA binding; DNA-binding transcription factor activity, RNA polymerase II-specific. Lineage: Eukaryota; Metazoa; Chordata; Amphibia; Anura; Bombinatoridae. The record is from RefSeq and is a predicted model, not a curated record. Gene Ontology annotation, biological process: smoothened signaling pathway; regulation of transcription by RNA polymerase II.
AGCACAUCUCUUUCCUGCGUUUCAUGCGCCAUUUCCAAUUGACAUAAGGCAUCAAGAGGGAAGAUAUCAUUAUGAGACUCAUGGGAUCCACGCCAUUCAUGGCCCCCCAGGUCUUAGCUCCAGCCCAGUCAUUUCGGACAUCUCCCUAAUCCGUCUGUCCCCUCACUCAGUGGGAGCGGGUGAGUUCAGCCAUACUCACCACUAUGUGAGCCCCCAUAUGGAGCACUAUCUGCGGUCGGUGCACAGCAGCCCAACUCUGUCUAUGAUUUCUGCUGCCAGGGGCUUGAGCCCAGCUGAGGUAGCCCACGAGCACUUAAAAGAACGAGGUCUUUUUGGCUUAGCACCCCCACCUCCUGGUGCCAAUCCUGCAGAAUAUUACCAUCAGAUGACCCUCCUUGCUAGCCAUCCAAGUCCCUACGGAGAGCUCCUGAUGCAGAGUGGGGCAGCUGCCACGGCUGCCCACCUCCAUGAUUACCUAACUCCCAUGGAUGUGUCGAGAUUCUCAAGCCCCAGGGUGACCCCACGGUUAAGCAGGAAGCGAGCACUGUCAAUCUCGCCCCUCUCUGAUGCCAGCAUUGACCUGCAAACCAUGAUCCGCACUUCGCCCAACUCUCUUGUGGCUUAUAUCAACAACUCUCGUAGUAGCUCUGCUGCCAGUGGGUCUUAUGGUCUGUCAGCUGGAGCAAUAAGUCCAGCCUUCAGCUUUCCCCAUCCUAUUAAUCCUGUGGCAUACCAGCAACUUUUAAAUCACCAGCGUAGUCUGAGCUCAUUUGGACACUCUCCUCUAGUCCAGCCUUCUCCCGCUUUCGCCUCACGGCAACCUGAAACCCUCUCCUCAUCCAAUCCUGCACCUAGCAGUAACCACAUCUCUGCCCCAGACUCCAGUCAGAACAAACCAAGCAGUGAGUCUGCUGUCAGCAGCACUGUUAACCAAGUAAUCAACAAGCGCAGCAAAGUAAAGACAGAAGAAGAAGCACAUCGAAGGGACUCUCCCAGUCCUCAGGACCAUCUGACAGACCUAAAGGAAGAUUUAGAUAAAGAUGAAUGUAAACAGGAACCUGAGUUUAUAUAUGAGACAAACUGCCACUGGGAUACCUGCACCAACGAGUUUGACACACAGGAUCAGCUUGUGCAUCACAUCAAUAAUGAUCAUAUCCACGGGGAGAAGAAGGAGUUUGUAUGUCGCUGGCAGGACUGCACACGGGAACAGAAGCCAUUCAAAGCACAGUACAUGUUGGUGGUACAUAUGAGACGACACACGGGAGAGAAGCCGCAUAAAUGCACUUUUGAAGGUUGCUUUAAGGCAUAUUCCAGACUAGAGAACUUAAAGACUCAUCUACGGUCGCAUACUGGGGAAAAGCCAUAUGUGUGUGAGCAUGAGGGGUGCAAUAAAGCUUUUUCCAACGCCUCUGACCGAGCAAAACAUCAGAACAGGACUCAUUCCAAUGAGAAACCAUAUAUUUGCAAAAUUCCUGGAUGCACAAAGAGGUACACAGAUCCUAGCUCUCUCAGGAAACAUGUAAAGACUGUUCAUGGGCCGGAGGCUCAUGUAACAAAGAAGCAACGCAAUGAUAUGCCACCCAAACCUUCAGCGUCCAAGGAAAAUGGAGACAAUGAGGCUAGUGCUAAACUAAAUAAUAUGCUGUCUGAGGAACACUCUGAGGCAAACAGCACCUCUAGAGGCCGGGAGGACUGCUACCAAGCCAGGACUAUCAAGACUGAGAACAGCAUGAUGCACCAGUCCAGCCCUGGCGGGCAGUCAUCCUGCAGCAGUGAGCCGUCACCAAUUGGCAGUGCCAACAACACUGACAGUGGAAUAGAGAUGAACCUUCACAGUGAGGGAGGCCUGGGAGACUUGUUUGGCUUGGAGGACACCAGCCCAAUUGUGGAUUCUACAGUCACAUCUGGCAAUGCCACUGUCAGCCUCGGGCUCAGGAAACACAGCAGCACAGUGCAUAGGCUGGAACAACUGAAGAAGGAGAAGUUAAAAACUAUGAAGGAAUCUUGUGCGUUCAUCAACCCACCUGCCAGGAACACCAAGCUCCCUGCCAUCCCAGGAAACGGUUCUUUACUACAUAAUAUUGGUGUCCCAAGCAGUGUGAUCAACAUUCCCAGAAUCACAGACUGGUCAGUUAAUGAUGUCACUAUGCUGAACCAGCUGAACGAGAGGCGAGAUAGUUCCACAAGCACCAUGAGCUCUGCCUAUCACAGUCGCAGAUCCUCUGGCAUCUCUCCAUACUUCUCCAGCCGUCGUUCCAGUGAAGCUUCACAGUUUGGGGGACGACUUAAUAAUUCAAGCUCUGCGGAUUCAUAUGACCCAAUCUCCACUGAUGCGUCAAGGAGAUCAAGUGAUGUCAGCCAACACAGUGGUUUACCUAGUCUACUUAACCUUACACCUGCGCAACAGUAUAGACUUAAAGCAAAAUAUGCUGCAGCCACUGGUGGUCCUCCACCAACACCCCUUCCCAACAUGGAAAAGAUGAGCUUGAGAAAUAAGAUGUCUCUUCUAGAUGGACCAGACUACUUCCUACCUCCUUUCCGGCAACCCCCUGGCCCAAGACGAUGCAGUGAUGGAAGUGGGAAUGCAGCAGUUACCAUGCAUCCACUUGAGAUUCCUGGAAACAACUUAAGACGGGCAAGUGACCCUGUAAGGAGAGUAGGAGGCUUAGAUGCUCAACCUCUUUCAAGGGUUCAGAGAUUCCACAGCAUGAACAGCAUGAAUUUGCUACAUCACACACCCACCAUGGACAGAAGAAAUAUAGGUAUUCAGCAAUACACACGCUCAGAUGGUAACCUGCAGAGACACAUCUAUUCUCCCCGGCCUCCCAGCAUCUGUGAGAAUGUCAUCAUGGAAGCCAUAGCUGCCGAUCUUGAUCUUCAAGGUGGAGAUGAUGAUCUUGUACUGCCAGAUGAUGUUGUUCAAUACAUUAAUUCACAGAAUAAUGGGGGACCUGAGCAACAUAAUGCUUUCAAUUAUAAUAACCAGACUCAGAACUCCCAAAACAAUAUCAACCUCUCCCAUCAAAAUGGACAGGCCCAAUGCAGGAUGGAUGGAGCUGGCACAAACAGAAACUAUCUAGGUGUAGCAGAUUGUCUUGGACCUACAGCUGAAACACAGAAAAAUAACAUGCCAGUACAGUGGAAUGAGGUUAGCUCAGGAACUGUUGAUAUCAUUGGUGACAUGCCAAAGCAGCCAUUUACACAAAGUAAUUUAGCAGUAAUUCAACAGAAGCAGAACUUUGGCCAUUACCAACAUUUUACCUACCAGCCAGUACAAACAACUCAAAACAAUUUAUCUGCAGCCCAGCAAGACGUUGUGCAGAGGAAUGCCAGUUUUAAUGGGCAUAGGCUGAACUAUGCACAGCAAAGGCAGCAGCAUAUGAUUCCGUGCCAAAGUGCCACCUCUGAUAUAAACAGCGAAAAGAGAUUUAACCAGCCUCAGCAAAUGUUGAGCCAGAGAAAAGCUAAUGAAACUCAGUAUCAAGUGUCACCAGCCUGUGGUAACCUGGGGGUAAAAUCUGGGCCUGUCACACACCCUGCACAGAAUUGCAUGAAUAUUAAUCAGCACAUGCUAUUAAACAACAAUCUAGAGGUAACAACUGGAACAUUUAACCAGGGUUACUCACCAAAUCAUAACGUAUGUACAAAUCGUGGCACUCUCAACCAGCCAGGAACCUAUGUAGCACAUAAUCAGCAAAAUAUAUAUGAUCCUCAGCAGAAUUCCACUGGGAUAUCAGGGCAGGUAUUUAAUCAAGGAAUAAUUCAGCCAAGACCUCCACUGACACCACAUCCCCCAAAUAGACCUAGGGGUGUGCACCCAGGGCAUCAACCCAACCACAUGAGGAGUCCACAUACAGUUGAUGAUUUCAGCCCAAACCACCAAACAGCAGAGGCUACUCCAAAACGAAUUAGUGAGGAUGCAGACUCACAGCCAAGUUUGCAGGUUAAAGAUAAUUGCAUGCUGUAUUAUUCAGGACAGAUACACUUAUAUGAACCAAAUGGGAACUUCAGCGCUGCUCCGAACUGCACAGCAAGGCAGCUCAACACCAUGCCAUCUCCAGGAGCUAAUCAGGUGACAAGCACCGUAGACUUACAUGGCUUGGAGCAGCCUCCUGCUAUAGAUUUUGAUGCCAUGAUGGAUGAUGGAGAACAUUCAAGCCUCAUGUCUGGGACCUUGAGUCCCAGCCUUCUUCACAGUCUUUCCCAGAACUCCUCUCGCCUUACAACACCAAGGAAUUCUCUGACUCUUCCCUCUAUCCCAGCUGGGGUAAGCAACAUGGCAAUUGGAGAUAUGAGCUCCAUGCUCACAACAUUAGCAGAAGAAAAUAAGUUUCUUAAUCUGAUGUCUUAACUAAAAGCACACAUGCUUGGGCAUUGCACUGAGAAACAGUUAAGUAAUGGUUCUAUGAACCUGUAUUUAGUGACGUUUAUAUAGUUAGGGACUUCAGUGCAUUGAUAAGAAUGCAUUGCUCACCCCUCAACAGUUGGCCAAUAAAAUGUACUAAAGCCACAGUUAAUUUUGUAGAAUGUGGCCCCCAAAAAUGUGCUGCUUUAGAUUGCAUUAUUGAUGCAUGCUUAAAGGGAACGCUCGACCAGUGUUUUCCUCAAUGGUUUUACAAUGGCUAGAUUUAGUGCCCUUUUAAAGGAAGUUACAUUGAAACUGAUCAUUGAAAAAGGAAUGUAUGACAUCUUAGAGAGCAUUAUAUAAUCAUUUGCUGCUCACAUGUUUUUUAAGCAGGUACCAGUAUAAAAGGAAAUUAUAUUUCUCAUUUUGAAAACCACAGUUUCAUAUUAUUUCUGCACAUGAACUGCUUUUGAAAGCAAUAAUGAGAUACAAUGUAUGCUGAAGAGCAAAAAUGACAUAUAGACUUCAUGAAAACCUAUUUGUCAGAACACUGGCAAAAAGCAGUUUACACCAUCUAUGAAAACACCUAAAUCCUGGAUUUUGUUUCACUUUUGAUAACAAAAACAACUUUACUCAUCAUGGUUAAUGUAGGUCCAUUUCAGUGAUAUGAUAAGCAACAAGCCAUAUAAUAUAUUAAGUAGGAGACCAUUAA